This is a messenger RNA of Candidula unifasciata, 1405 nucleotides long. The record is from the annotation of a GenBank genome assembly. NCBI's taxonomy places the organism in Eukaryota, Metazoa, Mollusca, Gastropoda, Stylommatophora, Geomitridae.
AAUGCUGCACCGACAUCCAAUAACAGGGGAAAGUUUUGGCCUGGAGACCUUGGGAAAGGAACGAGACAAGCGUGUGGUGAUGGCAGGCAUCCACAGUGUGUUAUCCAUGAGACUGAGAGAAGGCUACACCAUCAAAAGUGUCUCUUUUAAGAAUGAUUAUACAGAAAUCCUAGUGAAGCUACAUUUUCCUUGGAGAGACUAUGGCAAAAUAGAGUAUGCAGCAUCUGCUGCCUGGCCUUUGGAAUCUGCCAAACCUGUAACAAAUGUGGAAGUUACUGUUGAGGGGAGCUAUGAUUUGCUGCAUGAAAUGUUGUGCAAGCCAAGUAAGGAGCAGAAGAGUCUACUACGAGUCAACAAUAUCAAAACACUGUGGGCUAUAAUUGAGAGGAUUGCCUCCAGUGACCAGAUAUUGGAGCACCUGCAGUCAUUUUCUUCUCAACCCAUUUUCUACCAGACUCCCGAAUGCAUACGCAGUGGGGUUCCUUUGUUUUACAUGCAGCAGGAAGGUCCCUCCAUCAAUAUGCAGCUGAACUCCAGCUCCAUGGAAGAGUUUGCAGCAUUCUGGAAAACUGUGAUACAGCUAGACACCAGCAAUUGGCAGAAGUGGCUGCACUCCCAUCGCAUUGGGCUUGUUUUAGAGCAUGAUAGACAGUUCCCCAAAUACUUUCAAGUUCCCAACGCCAGCUCCAGAUUUACAUCCAUACAGUGCAGGCAGGCAUUGGCAUCCCUCAGUGUGCUGCUCAGAGAGUGGAGCACAUUUGUCUUGGCUGAGAACCACUCCUACAUCAAGUUUUUACAUCAGGACCCAGACAAGCCUCCUAAGUUCUUCUGUGUUCUGAGGCUGACUUCAAAAGCCCCCAACAUGAUCAUUAGGCUCGGCUUCUUGGGUGGCACAGCAGCAUCUCUCCGACUGGAGGAACUUGAGAAUCUGAGAGACAAGAUUAGAAACUUGAGAUUCCCACAGAGGGGCACUCAGAAGUCCACCAAGAGGACAUCAGUGACCUCAGCUCAAGGAGGCCAGGAGAAGAACAAACUACACAAGUCUCCUCUCAACAGGGAGGGCUCAGAAAUCGCCUGUUGUGUAAUACUCAAGAAGCCUGUGGAAAAAAUCUUAGUUGUAUAUGAAAGCAAACCUCGAGAUAUGUCACUUGUGAAAGAGCCCAUAAGAGAGACAAACAGCAGACAGCACAUGGAUCCCAUGAGGUCUGUGUUUCGCACCAUCACGCACUACCUGCAGCACCAGAGAUGGGUGUGGAACAUCCAGGCCAACAGCAAGACCACAGUCACCAUGAGUUCCAUCAGUCGAAUGCUGGCCACCAUAACCAGACUAAGGUUACAAGAAGGUUUCCACUUUGCUGUGUCUGGAUCUGGUGUCAAUAACCUGGUGCUAGAAGUGGAUAUGAAG